CUCUGAGUCUCUGAGGCUGAACCUGGUUGUUGUGGUUGAGCCCAACCACUCCACCGUCUUCCCCAUUUCCAGAUCCACACCAACGAGACCCAGCGAGCGGAGCACCAUGGCAGAACCGCCACGGCACCGCACCUCGCCGCCGGCGCUCCCGCACGAGCUCGUCGAGGAGAUCCUCCUCCGCCUCCCACACGACGACCCAGCCUGCCUCCUCCGCGCCUCCUUCGCCUGCAAGGCCUGGGGCCGCGCCGUCUCCCAGCCCGACUUCCGCGGCCGCUUCAUCAAGGAGCACCAGCAUCGGCCACUGCCCUUGAUCGGCUUCCUCCACAACUGGGAGGACGAGCGCGUCCCCCGCUUCUUCUCCACCAUCGCCUUGCCCUUCUCCCUCCCCGCCCCGGACCGCGCCUCCUGGCUCGCCCUCGACUGCCGCCACGGCCGCGCCCUCUUCCUCUCCGAGUCCGAGGGAUCUGGUGCUCAGCAACUCCUUGUGUGGGAUCUAAACACGGGCGUCCAGCGGCGCAUACCAGUGCCCCCGCUGCACAGCAGCUACGUGUACAGGACCGCGGCCGUGCUCUGCCCAGCGGACGGGUGCGACCACCGCGACUGCAACGGGGGUCCCUUCCGCGUGGUCUUCGUCUUCACCAUGGUCCGGUGUGUGCUGAUGUGGCCCGGUGUCACGUCGGUGUGCGUCUACUCGUCAGAGACUGGCACGUGGUCCGGUGAACUGGGCAAGAUUAGUCACCAGUUCCACGCGUUGACGUUUACAUGUCAUUCCAGCCUGCUCCUUGGGAGGUCUCUGCUCUACUUCAUGUCCGACGGUGGGUUCAUCCUAGAGUAUGACUUGGCCAGCAACGUCCUGACUGGCUUCGAGACGCCAUACAACAGCAACAAGCAGAUAUUUAACCUUAUGGUGGCGGAGGAUGGUGGAAUAGGAGUUAGCGAAGGCUUCAGUUCCCAUCUCAAACUGUGGUCAAGGGAGGAGAGUGAUGCACAGUGGGUACUUAGCCGGGUCAUCCACCUGCAAAAUUCGCUCCCACCUGCUGCUCUCGUGGAUGCAGAGGCUGAACUGAUGGUAUUGGGAUUUGCCGAGGGAGUGAAUGUCAUUUUCGUUAACACGGUGGCUGGCCUCUUCACAAUCGAGCUACAGUCGGAGCGGGUGAAGAAGGUGUGCGAUGAUCAUGGCUUCUGUAAUUUGAUUCCAGUUGUCAGCUUCUACACUCCCGUGGACCGUCUCGAAUACCAGGACCUGCUGCCGUCGAUCCCUAGUGAGAAUGUAGGUGAUGAGGAGGGGGGAGAGGAGGAGAAAACAGUAGACGAGGCACAUCAGCUACUUGACAAGGGGUCCAAUACUAUCAAGGAGGGUGGCUUUGUCGACGCCGUUGAACGUGUCAGCCAUGACCUCAAUGCCAGGGUUGGGGGUCAUGGAGAAGUUGCUCCAGGGUGUGCUAGCACGUUUGACAAAUAUGAAUGCGCAUACAUAGCUCAAGAGGUGAAUGAUUCUUUGGAUGAUGUUUCCAGGAGUGUAUCAAAUGAAGAAUCGGUGAAGGGCACAUCCAGCAAAGAUGAUGCUGAGGACUCAAAGACCUCUGGUAGCAAUGGUGAGGAUGCUGCUCCAUCUUCGGAGAAAGGUGAUUCUCAAGAAGGUACUGUAUUAUCAUUGUCCCUUUCUUUGGACCAGCAGUGCUGCCAGGGCUGCACAACUGCGUGGUGAAAUACUUUAUUUUCUUUGAAGUUUGCAUUGCUCUCCCAAGAUUUCGCAUGAAAUUUAACUUCUAUGGAAUAGUUUCACAAUUAACUUUUGGGAUCAACCGGGCCCACAAUUUUAAAGAGGCACUGCCACUGCCCCCAAUUAGUCAUAUACUCCCACAGAAAAAUGGCCAUGUAAUCCUGCAUAUGCAAACUACUAGUAAUCUUGCUUGGGGCUUGGAAGGAGAACUGUUUGCUAUUUGUACUUAUCUAUUGAAUUCUCAUCCACAUUCCUUGGAAGACUGUUUAAUCAAUGCAGUUUUGCUAAUAGAUAGUAGAUGAUGUUUCUGAAAGCAGAAAAUGCUUUCAUUUCUCAAAAAAACUUGUGCCAUGGGUUGACCAUAUCUUGAACUUGUGUCUGGUGCAACAUGUCAGCCAUUUGCCUUCUAAAUUUAUAUACAUAUGUUUUAUUAUCUUUCUUACCUAUACACUUGGAAUAGCAAUGCCAGUUUGAACAUCUAUGCAUCUAUCUAAAUAGUGUACUCGCAGAAGGUAGAUUUACUACAUAAGAUCUCCUCUUUUAAAUCAUGUCUUACAUAAGUUAUGCAAUAAUGUGAUUAGUUGGUGUUAAACGAACCAAUCUAUUAUCAUCAUCAUGCUAUAGUGAUUAAGCUGGACCACUUAAUCAUUUGUAUGGAUCUCUUCCUGGUGAGUUUUCAAUCGUAUAAUAGAAUUGAUGGUCAUGCAUCAAUAUGUUUUUUACCUCUUAGAGUAAAUACGGGUAAUAGUUGUUUUUAACAAGAACAUUGAUAUUGUCGUUUACUAGGGGAAACUCAAAUGGUAACAACACACGCCUAGACGCACUGUAAAUAACCUUGGGGUUGUAGGUAGAGGCUUCAAAUGUGGUAAUGUCAGGUCUCUGCUGAACCUGUCUGUAAAAAAAGAGACUAGUAACAGAUUGUUCACUGUCUGUAAAAUGUGGUUCAGCCAGAUAUUAGGUUCUGAAAUUGCCAAGAUAUGCCCAAGACACGGCAUUAGAUGUCGCAACUGCAUGUUUCAUGUUGCCUUGAUGGUCAAUACUCAUCUGUUGAUGUGUAUACAAGUAGCUUGAUACGUGUUGUUGUCAUUCAGCAUUUGAUCUGUUUUCUUCUUCUUUUUUACCAAUGCUAUUGCAAUGUUUGGCAUAUUCAGUAUGCGGUUGCAAUGUUUGCCAUGCUCUGAAAAGACUGCCAUUGUUCUGCUCUUUUCUGUGAUGCGACAUUCUUUGCAUCAGUCUUGGAGGGUUGCAUAAACCAUAUUGCAUGUUCCUGUGCAUGUGUGAAAUGUUGCUUUUUAUGUAAAAUUCAUAUGUACUAUAUUCUGUCUGACUCAAUUUAUUCUGCUAGCAUCACAUGCCUCUUACAGGAGUUUUGCUUUCUAUGUAUAUAUCAGUUGUGCUAACAUCUCACUCUGUUGCUAUGUGCUGCUAGUGCUAGGCUGAUGGUCAGGCCGGAUGUUCAUCAGUCAUCAGCACCUUGAGUAGGAUCCUUUUCUUCUCCACAAUUGGGAAACACUUUUGUCAUGGUAUUGUAGUUUAGAUUCCAGACUAAAUGUAGACAAGAAUUAAGGCACCAAAUGGGGAGGCUUUGGCACCCUGAAGAAGUGAAAUAGCGAAUGAUGUUCAAGAGCUGGUCUGAAGGAUAGUGUCGCAACUAGGAUUCUAUGAUGCAAAUUAGCUGCCGAGUGGGGAUCAGGGUCAAUGAUGCCUAACAUUGGAGCGGUUCAGGGUCUGUUAUGUUGUUCUGUACAACGAUGUUUCGAUCUUUUGAGAAACAUUUCAUCUUUGAGAAAUAGGAUAAACAUUAUCUACAUAUUUCAUCAGUUUC
Molecule: messenger RNA, 3548 nt
Organism: Triticum dicoccoides
Lineage: Eukaryota; Viridiplantae; Streptophyta; Magnoliopsida; Poales; Poaceae
Exons: 2
Coding region: 107-1708 (533 amino acids)
Molecular function (GO): protein binding
Source: RefSeq, a predicted model, not a curated record